AUCUGUCGAAUAAUAAAAAAAAAAAAAAAAAACAGUUAGCUCCAUACCGUCACAGUGGCAGGACAUUCAGUGUUGUGUUCUUCCAACCCGAUGAAGUUUGAAAAAAUUCCGUUUUCUACGAAGAAAGAAAACAGUCCUACAGGAAGCAAAUAGGAAAAUGGGAAGUUGUAUUUUUUGUUAAUCUGGAAGAGGCACGACUGAAGAGGAACUAUGAACAUCUGGUUAUUAAUUAUUACUUUCAUGGCGUCGUCUACAUCUCUCGGGAUGGCCAGGAUGGCGAUUGAGUGUAGACGUAAGGGCGGGAUUUGCAAAACCAAAUCUUUGAAUAAGUGCAAAAGGCUCACGGGAGAGUGUGCCGAUGGAGGCGUCUGCUGUAGGAGAGACAAGCCGUCCACAAGGAGAAUGUGUCGACAGAGAAGCAGCUGCACCAAGCAAGGAGGCAGAUGCAUACCGCGGGAUGAAACUUGCUCCAAGAUAUCCAGUGAUAACCUCUGCAAGGGUUUCAGUUGCAAAUGCUGUCUGGGGAACAGUCCUUCCUGCGCCAUCACCCCGGGCUGCCAUCUCAGGGGAGGGUUCUGCUUCCACGGAUCUGCAAAUGACAUCUGCGAAGACGGCACCAUUGUGAAGAACGAAUGUCAGGGAGAAGACUGCGCUUGUUGCAUCCCCAAGUCAGGUUCUUGUCGCUGUGGACUGGCUAAUGACGCCCGUAUCAUAGGGGGUCAAGAGAUAUCUCCUUACUACAAGUAUCCUUGGCUCAUCGGCAUGCUUCGACCUAGAGCAUACAAAAAUGAGUUUUACUGUGGCGGAUCUAUCAUCAACCGGAAUUAUGUUCUCACUGCAGCGCACUGUCUACUGGGCGAUGACGAUCUGCCUUUACCGGCCAAGGAAUUUCAAGUAGGAAUUGCCAACCACGAUUUCAAUUCUGAAGAUGACGACAUACCGGGCGUCACUCGGGCGGUGGAUGUGAAGAGUUACAUCAUCCACGAGGAUUACGUCCCUCAGGAUCUUACCGAUAACAACAAAGACAUCGCUCUCCUGCUUUUGAAAGAGUCAUUGGAUGUGGCAACACGCCCGCAAGUUCGGCCAGUGUGUCUGCCUUCUGACCCCAACAGGAAGUAUGAAGGAGAGACAGGGACGGUGAUAGGCUGGGGAGACACGAAGAACGGGAAAGGGGUGUAUCCAGACGCUGCCAGGGAGGUCAACGUACCCAUCAGGGACUGUAAACUGGAUAAAAUAGCCGGUUCUCCCAUCACCCCCCAAAUGAUGUGUGCAGGGAGGAAGAAGUCAAAGAACAAGAGCGCAAAGGGUGCCUGCUUUGGCGACUCUGGGGGGCCGCUUUUCGUACAGGAGGAAGGGAGAAGCACCCAGGUAGGGAUUGUCUCCUUUGGGCAAAGUUGCUUUAAACCGACUGUUUACGUUCGAGUAACCGAGUUCCUUGCUUGGAUCAGCGAUAACACUCCUAAUGAGAUUUACUGCCAGUAGAAUGCUAUGGUAAACAAACAGAGGAGCGCAUACAUCUCUAACGAUGUAAUUGAGAGAUACUUGGUACUAAGUUAUAAAUAAAACUAUACUGCAUAUUUCAUACAAGAUUAUGCAGAAAUUAGCUUUUAGUCUCUUAUUGCUCAUAUAUGUUCAUAACAUUUAUACAAGCUGUACAUCCUAUUUUGAGUUUGAGGUUUAACGUCCUUUUAGACUAACAAAAAAAAGAAAGUUACUAUUAGAGAGAAGAGAGAGGAAACAAAACCACACAAAGAAUCAAGCAAAGGUAAUAACUAAAUGUUAUUUAUACCACAAGUUUAUUAACUUUCUUCACGUGUGUCCUCAUGAAGCACAGAUUCCCAGGAACUUCAAUUGACAGAGGCCUAAGACACUGUCAAACAAGGCAAGUUAGGAACUUCGGCCAUCCACUAUGGAAACCACAGUGGCGUGUUAGCAUUUCAUCAACAAGUUCUGUUCUUGGAGGGUCAACAUAACAGCCUAGCAGGAGAAUGUUCUUAUACAUCCACGUGGCUUCUUUCUGACUCUCCUUGUUGGUGAAAACGAAGAAAAAAACGUCUAUAAUUUUUUCCCCAAGAGGUUUCCCAUCAUUGCUAUUCGAAACUUCCGACUUUCCUUAACAGUGCAAAACCGAAGAGACAGCAGCCCAAGGUUGUCUAUCACCUGGGGGAGUCAACAGAGAUAAUGUGUAAAGUCAUUUUGAACGUAAAUACUUCAAAAAAUCCAUUUUAAAUAGGAUCUAAUAAACAUUCACUCACAGCGAACUUGUGACGAGAAUAAUUAAGAAGCUACACCAAACAACAUUUUUUCAAAUACAAUUGCCAAUAUAAUGGAAACGUAAUUUUUUAUCAUGUGCCCUGGUAUCAAUAGUUAUAUACUUUAUACCAAUAUUACUUUUUGCAUUAAGAUAACAACUGAUAACUGUAUUUCCCAUAAUGGUCUUUGUGUUUUGUUACAUUUCUUGUUACAGCAAUAAAAUAUAUUACUGAAUUCGUUUCACCAUAAAAUCUAAUGUAAUGUGUUAUUAUUACCGCUGAUCAUUGAAUAUUUAUGUUGUUUGUGUGCAUAACUGACUGCGUUGUAAUGUUUCCUCAUAAAACACUCAUUUUAAA
Molecule: messenger RNA, 2609 nt
Organism: Penaeus vannamei (Pacific white shrimp)
Lineage: Eukaryota; Metazoa; Arthropoda; Malacostraca; Decapoda; Penaeidae
Product: venom protease
Biological process (GO): proteolysis
Molecular function (GO): serine-type endopeptidase activity
Source: RefSeq, a predicted model, not a curated record